AUGCUAACCCCUCAAACCCUCCAAAAAUUACAAACUGAACAAAAAAAACUAGAUGAAUUUAUUAUCCAGAAAAAAAAAAUAACUGAUGCUGAUGGUAAAAAAAGUUUCAUUCGCACCAAAAUUGCUCUGUUGGUGGAAAUUGAAAAAGUUAAAGAGGAAUUAAUUGAUUGUCUACAUUUCUAUUUAAGUUGGGCGAACAGUUUUCAAAUUGAUUUUGCGGAUUACAAGUUUCAGAAAUUAGCCCCCGAGACUGAUUAUAAUGAACUAUUGCUGGCUCUUUUUUCAGAAACGGAGGCAUUUAGUAUUAAUGUUCCUUGGAAAGUAUUAAAACCAAAAAUGCUUAUCACUCACGAAAAAAGUUGGGAAGACAGCAUAAGCAAAUUAGACCCCAAAACCAAGGACUAUGAAAAAAAAUUGAAAGAUUUCAGAGAAGCGAAAGAAAAAACUAGAAAAGAUAUUGAAAAAUGGAGCAAUCAUUUUUUAGACGGCAUUAACGAAGAAAAAAAUAAAGCCAGUUUCCACCGGUGGCUAAUAAUUUUUGAAGAAUUAGCCCAAAAGUUAGGAAUGAACGAAAAAGAUAUUGAAAAUGCCUAUAUGGCGAAAAAUAAAAUUAAUUGA
Molecule: messenger RNA, 618 nt
Organism: Funneliformis geosporum
Lineage: Eukaryota; Fungi; Glomeromycota; Glomeromycetes; Glomerales; Glomeraceae
Source: the annotation of a GenBank genome assembly